This is a messenger RNA of Schistosoma rodhaini, 2586 nucleotides long. Lineage: Eukaryota; Metazoa; Platyhelminthes; Trematoda; Strigeidida; Schistosomatidae. The record is from the annotation of a GenBank genome assembly.
AUGUACUCCUCGUCUGACGUACUUUUCGGUGACAAUUUCGAUCACAACCAGUGGAACGGCAAAUGCGAGGACACUUGUCAUAUUGGUUAUUCUAGCAAAUCAGAGCAAUUUGAAUCUCAAUUGGAGGCUAUGAAUAAUGGUGAAUUGUCUUCAGUCGUAAAUUUAGAGUUACAAUUAAGUGCUUGCAAUCGAAUUGUUUCUCUGUUAUGUAAUCGUCUUUCAACAGGUCAUUUUCAACUAGUACAAUUAUUAAAUAAUUUGAACCAGUGUGGUGAUUCACUUUCUGUUACUUUGUCAACUUUAUCCCAACUUAAUCCACAUCCUAGUAUUUCAGACAUAUGUUCCAACGUAACAUCAACACAUGGUCAAUUAAAACAUAUUCAGUCUCUCUUGUUAUCCCAUGAACAUGAUGCCUCAGAUAAUUUGAAAAUUAUUUAUGCAUUCCAACAAAAACUAGAAGAACGCAUUAAACAAUGCAAAAUCAAAGCUCAAAAUUCACUUGAAACUGCUAAGCACAAUGCUGUUCAAACUGAUUUUAUAUCAAAUAAUGAACAAAUUAGUCAGCAGACGUUUUCCAAUCCGAAGCCUAAUGGAUUUAAAAAUCCAGGAGAAAUUAGAUACGAAACUUUAUUAAAAUAUGGACUGGUUAAUCCAAGAAAUGUUCUCAAUCGUACAUUGAAACAUUCUAGUUUUUCUGAACCCGAUGAACCAACGAAGUGUGAAUUACAAGAAGCUUUAUUGAAUGCACUUGGUCAAGUGGAUCGUUUAAAAAAAUAUCGUAUAAGUCAAAAAACACGUAUUGAUCAGUUACAAGAACGAUUAGAUCAUAUGGGAACUGAACUGGAUUCCAGUGUAGAUGCUAUUCGUCAUCAUCAAAAAAAUUAUGAAGCACAAAAACGUAGAGACUAUAUGGAAAUUACUCAUUUGCGUAAUCAGUUAGCUAAAACAACUGCUUUAUUAGAACAGUUCAAAUUAUUCUUCAGUAAAACAAAUCUAAACACUAGUUCUUUGGACCAAAAUAUGCGAGUUCUCAUUGGGAAUUUACUAAAAAGUUUACACACAAAUGAUGAACUACAAGAUAUAGAUACUUUAAGUAUCGAUAAUUUAAAACUGAAAUUAUCUAUUGCUCAAAAUGAGCUUACUCAAUUACGAUUAGAUAUGACACGUCAAAGAGAAGAUGAUGAUUGUGAGGCAUCAAGACUUCGCGGUCAGUUAGCUGAAGUAAGUUCAGAUGCAAGAGCUCUACGGAUGCAGUUAAGUCGCCUUAUAUCACAAAACAUCUCUUCAAGCAAACCUAAUGGGUUGGCAAAUACAAACUCAUCUGAUUCCUCAAGCUGUACAAAUUGUCAAAAACUCCAACGUCUCAACGAUGUUUUACAACGUAAACAAUCUAAAAUGAACCCGUUUCCUGAUUUAAUCAAUCAUCAAAGGAAUACAAUAAAUCAUGAAAAUUUUGUUUAUGAGAACAGCACCUCUACUAAGAAAGCAAUACACAAGCCACAUUUUACCGACAGUUCCGUUCAAACAGAUUUGUUGAAUGCUAUUCCCACAACUGAUUUUAUCCAAAAGGUUGAGAUAGCUCUUGACCCUAUUGAUGGAUACGAUGGCGUCUCAGCACAUCUCCCGGUUGAAAAUUGUGAAUAUGUUCAAACAGAAUCAUUUAUCAUAGGCAAUGACAUAACUUCAUCCGAAACUUUGUCCGGUGAAAUUUUGGUUGAUGAAAGUUUAAAAUAUGGUAGUGCAAACGAACCACGCAUCUUAAGUGAGGUUGAGUUUAAUAAUCUCCAUGUAUCCAAUAUGUCCACGCCAGUAUCAUUAAUGGAAAAUAACAAUGAAGCAGUAAUAAAUAGUUAUCAAAAUUCGAUGCUUCAUUCAAUUAGUGAUUUAAAGCAUGAUAACUUCGUUAGUUUGAACCAAAGUGUUAGUGAAGAUUCGUUACAUUCUCAGUUGUUACAGAGAGUAAAAGGAGCUGAAGAGGAAGCGAUUAUGGCUAUGGAUCAGUUGAAAGCAAGUAAUGCAGAGUUUCUUACUUUGAAAGAACGCUUAUCCCAUGCAACUGUAGAACGUGCACAUUUAAAAGCAACUAUUGAAGGAUUAGAUGAACAGGUCGCGUUACUUGAAGACUCUUUGUAUGAGCGUACACAGGAACUUCAUAAAUGUCAAAUACUUCUUGUAAAAUAUUGCCCAACAUAUCAAAAGCCUGUGACACCAUAUUCUGUUGGACCUGAAGUACCGACAUCGGAAUUAUCUAUUAAAAUACAUGAACCAAAUAAUAAUUAUACAAGGGAAUCAGCAGUUUUUAGUUUGAGAGGUCUUCUUCAGUCUCUUGAACCUAAAAAAUCAUUUCUACGUUCUCCUUCCAUCAAAUUCAAAUUCUUACAUCAAUUAAUUAUCCAAAAGGAUUGGCUAUCUGUUUUAUUGAAGCUUUUGGUUGUACGUAGUCAACAACUAACAUCCAGAAUAUCUAGUGGUAUAAAACAUACUUCACUUCGUCUGCAAAGUCAACCUAGACCUAAACCUAUUUUUAUAUUUUUGAUCUAUUUCUUUUUUGUGCAUCUAAUGCUAUUACAUUGUUGGUUAUUGUAA